GUCGUGCAGUGACCGGACCGGCGCAGCGCUGUAAGCGGUCGACGCCAUUUUUAGUGAACGCCGAAUAUUAGAGGCCUAGAAAUUGCUGCGAGUUGGUUUUCGCUUGACGAAAUGGAUUGUUUAUCUAUUGGAUUUUUAAUAUAGUCGAAGAUCUACCUGUGAACGAUGGAGCACGUACGCUCGUUUAACUCCGAGCUCUCGUCGCUGUACGAGGUGAAGCCGCCUAUCUCCAAGGCAAAGAUGAACAGCCUCACCAAGACAGCCAUAAAAGCCAUCAAGUUUUACAAGCACGUCGUGCAGAGUGUAGAGAAAUUCAUCCAAAAGUGCAAGAUGGAGUACAAAGUCCCAGGGUUGUACGUAAUAGACAGCAUUGUUCGACAGUCAAGACACCAAUUCGGCUCUGACAAAGACGUCUUCGCUCCCAGGUUCGCGAAGAACCUGUAUUUAACGUUCACGCACCUAUUCCAGUGUCCACCUGAGGACAAGAGCAAAAUCAUCCGUGUUCUGAACUUGUGGCAAAAAAACCAGGUGUUUACUGCUGACAUCAUUCAGCCCAUUUUUGACCUGGCAGAUCCCAAUAAGAAGCCUGAACUGACGGCCAAUGGAGGUGGAAUGCCUGCUGUGAAAUCUUCACCACAGAAGGCGGUUGGUGGUGUGGAAAACAGUACACCAAAGUGGCCAGACACGGCAGGCAGCACUCCAAAGGUGGCCAACACGCCUGGGGGCGAGCAGCAGCAUUCCUUAGUGCAGCAGUUGCACACUCUGCACCAGCUGUUCUAUUUACAGCAAUCUCAGGGCCAAGAUCAGCAGCAACAACAGCAGCAACAGAUCAAAUUUGACAAAAAGCUUCUUGAUUAUGAUUACGGAGACGAGGAAGAGGAAGACAGACAGGAUAGUUCAAAUCAAACUGGUCAGGGCGGUGACGCCCUUCCAGCCCUUGAAUCGCUUGGAAACUUGCUUGCAAAUCCGGUGGUUCUGCGGCAGCUGCAGACUCUGCAGAUGACAGUGAGUCAGCAUCAGCAAGUGGAGAUGGAAGAGAAGGUGCGCCGUCUGCAAGAGAUGAAGCAACAGGAGGCAGAAUUUGACAAGCAUCUAGCUCAGACUGUUCCGAAUCUGCCAUUCGCGAGUCAGUGCGAGUUGAAGCCAAUACCGCUCUCCGAGCUUAAAGCGACACCCAAUGAUGGCGGCGUGGACAUGGGCGGCUAUGGAAUUGACAUGUCCAUUCCACCGCCAGGAUAUUCAGCGCUUCUCUCCUCAAUUCAGCAGCAACAAGCUCUGCUAUGCGUUGAUAUGUCUAAAGACGCUGACCUCAGGAAUCAGGUUCCUAUUAUCAGCCUGGACUCGGGUGAUGAGGGAGGAAAAUCCGAACGCAGCCGCACCAGAAGCAGGUCACCGAGAGGAAGAAGACGUAGGGGCGGUAGAUCUCGCAGCAGAGAAAGACGAAGGGCGCGCCGCUCCAGAAGUACUUCAAGAGGUCGCAGAUCUCGCAGCAGAUCCAGGAGGAGAGGAGUGCGAUCUCGUAGCAGAGAUAGAGAGGAAAGAGAGCAGGAGAGGGAAAAGGAGCGUGAACGCAAGAGGAAGGGACUUCCAACCAUAAAGAAAGAUCACUUGAGUGUAUGCAGCACUACUCUAUGGGUGGGUCACCUUUCAAAGCUGGUGCAACAGGAAGAGCUGUCGGACACAUUUGGAGAGUAUGGGGACAUCAUUUCAAUUGACCUCAUUCCCCCAAGAGGCUGUGCUUUUAUCUGCAUGAAUAGGCGGCAGGACGCGUACAAGGCGCUUACAAAGCUCAAGAAUCACAAAAUGCAGGGAAAAGUUAUAACUCUUGCGUGGGCACCGGGUAAGGGUGUCAAAGGCAAAGAGUGGAAGGAUUACUGGGAAGUUGAAGCUGGCUGUUCUUACAUCCCCUGGUUGAAACUGAAUCAUGAGGUCAAUUUGGAACAGUUUGAAGAAGGCGGCACAGUUGAUGAGGAGACCAUACCAGAUUUCAUGAGGAACAAGACUCAGCAGAUGAUGCCUACAUUAGUGCAACCAUUCCUUCAGAUGCCAGAGGCCAUAGCAGCGGCCACAGACACCACACAGCCCCCUCCCAAUGCCUUGGGUGCUGGGAAUCCUCUAGCCAUGGUCCCACCAUUCAGUCUGCCCCCGCCACUGACCCUGGCAAUGAACCCGAAUUUGGUCUCCCUUGGAGUGCCACCACCUGGUAUGCUGGUGCCUCCUGGUAUGGUGGUGGGACCUUACGGUGCCCCAAACCAGCUACUGUCCUCCCUUGGACAGAUACCACUGCCUCCGUCAGCGCCCCCUUCUGGUGAUAAGCUCCCUGAUGUGGGUGGACCCCCUCCUGGAACUUUGGGUAGCGCUUCUGCAGCAUCUAUUGAGCCCGGCCUGCCAGACAAGCUGCUGGACAGCGAGAUCACCAUGGAAGAGGCCAAUCAGGUGGCUGGCAACCAGAUGCGACUCAGUGAUGAGCUACUAGCCUCUCUGAAAGGACCACCGCCAUCCCAAGGGGGACUGCGCGAGUCACGGCGGCCACGCAGAGACCGCUGGGAACGUAGUCCAGAAGACACUCAGUGGGGGAGAGGUGGUGGACCUCCCGCAGACGACUUUGGUGGUGGAAGACCACCUCAGGGACCAUCAGGACCCCCAGCUGGAACCUCAGUACAGGAGCGCCUCCGUAAUUUGGCUCAUGGUGACUUCGAGUCAGCCGCCCGUGGACCAUCAGUGCGCGAGCGUCACCUCUCUCCAGAGCGAGGCCUUUCGCCUGUGCCAAGGGAUGCUGAGCUGAUGCGUGGCCCGCCAGGUGACAUGAUGGAGCUAGACUACAUGGACGCGCCAGGGGGUCCACCACCCCGACGUUUCAGCCCCGAUCCCUACCGAGGGCCCUCAUUGCUUGGACCCCCACCAAUGCACGAAGGUGGUGGUUUCCAUGGAGGCCGCCUCCAUGAGGAAUUUGUUCCAUUAGGACCCGAGUUUGGGCCUCCAUUUGAUGACUUUGGACCACUGCCCAAUGGCCGCUUUGAUGACUUCCCACCAGACCACUUUGACGGUCCUCCAAGGGAUGAUUACCUCGAACGUGACUUCUUCCCACCUCAUCCUGCUGACAUGUUCCACGGCCCACCAGAUGGCUUUGGGUCUCGCAUGAUGGGGCCUGGCGGACCCAUGAGAGGCAUGUUCAGAGGACCAAGAGGAGGACCAAUGGGCAUGAGAGGCCCACGUCCCAUGCGAGGAGGACCUCCAGGUGGGCUGUGGCACGAAGGUGAUGGCCUUCCGCCCUACGACCCCAUGGACGAGGCCUUUGGCAGUGGGCCGCCUCCCUUCUUUGACGACCCGAUGGACAUGCCGCCAAGACGCCACCCACGUGAUCGCGGAGGUCGUGGUCGCUUUGCCGGUGGCCGCGGUCGAUGGGAAGAAGGCCGUCCUCCAAGGGAUGACCGUCCUCCUCGAGAUGAUCGCCCACCAAGGGACGAACGUCCUCCAAGAGACGAUCGCCCGGCCAGGGAAGAUCGCUCUUCCAGGGAAGACAGACCUCCCAGGGAAGACAGACCUCCCAGGGAAGAUAGGCCUCCCAGGGAAGAGCGCCACUCACGGGAAGAACGGCCACCAAGGGAAGAUCGUAAUUCCAGAGAAGAUCGCCCUCCGCGAGAGCGUGAUGAGCGGUCAUCUAGAGAUGAUAGGCCUCCCAGAGAAGAGAGGCCACCGAGGGAGGAGGAGCCGCGCAGGGAACGUGGCGAACGCAGCCGUCCCUCCAGGUGGAACAAGGCUAGUCCGCCACCCCCAGAGAAGCCCUCAGAAAUAGCUCAACCUGAACAAGUUCCUCUUGCGCCAGAAGAGCCAAGUGUGCAAAACGGAGCUGCAGAAGAGCAACACGCUCCAGAGCCCACUUCUUUAGUGGAGCCAAGUCCUGCGGACGUCCCCGGAGAAGCCCCCUCAGUUGAGUGAAUUCAACACUUCAGCAAAGAAGACGCCCCUUACCAGAGCUGUGAUCAGAUGACACAAGACCGCCCUGCCGAGAAACGCACUUUCACGGCCUGAAAGGUGCCAGUGGCACGCACUUUGCACUCCCUCGCAAGGAGACAAACUUUCAUUUAAAUUGCACUAAAUAAUUGUACCGCUCGAGAUAAUUGGCAAACUAUUAAGAUGUACAAUUGUUUGCUCCUCUCAGUUGUGCAACCUCGGCUAGAGCGUCUUGACCGAUGCCAAAGAGAUUUUUACAAAAGCUAUUUUUACAAGAAAAUAAUGAAACAGUUUUUUGCUAUUGAAAUCAGUUGUUUGAAUGCAAGAGAACAUAAAAGAAUUGAAGUAGUAAGAUUCAGCGAGCAUCCAAGGUAGGUCAUCGUCAUCAAACAGCUGGAAGGGCAACGCGGCUUGGAGAGGGCAGGACUCCGCCAGCGCCCACACUCAAGUUGAGUGCGUGGUGCAAGGUAUUGUGUAAAUACAACGCGCGAGUGUGACCGAAACUGUGAAAUUUGCAAAAGAAUUGACUUUUCUCUCUAUCACCGUAACUAGUUAUAACUUUAAUUAAUUAAUUAUCCAUUGUAUGGCAUGCCUUUCGAUGUGUUAAAAAAUAAAAAUGCGCCGUCGACCAA
Molecule: messenger RNA, 4586 nt
Organism: Cloeon dipterum
Lineage: Eukaryota; Metazoa; Arthropoda; Insecta; Ephemeroptera; Baetidae
Gene: Isha
Product: Insulator su(Hw) mRNA adaptor
Exons: 15
Coding region: 166-3939 (1257 amino acids)
Cellular component (GO): nucleus
Molecular function (GO): RNA binding
Source: RefSeq, a predicted model, not a curated record